CAAAGGACAGUCUGGCAGCUUAUAUAACUGAGGCAGCCGAAGCGUUCGUCACAUCAUCAGAACCUUGGGCAAACGUAAAAGCAUCAGGACAACUAGGAGUCAGCACCAGAAGACCACAGAAAGCUAUAGAUGAGCAGCAAGGUCGUCCACAACCUUUUUGAGUUCAAGGAGCGAGAUCUGGUUGCCAAGAUGAAAGGACAGCGGGAUGCACUCAAGUGCGUCCAUGACAAAGUGGCUUGCAUAACCAGACUCAUGGAGACGGAGAGGAACCCAAGAGAGCAGGAGAGCCGACGAGCCUUGCAGGGUGCAAUGAUGGACCAGGAACAGCUGCAGCAGGAAGUUCACAAGCUCCUGAGUGGGAAUGUUGAAGUCCAGAAAACAUUGGUGGAACGAGACCAGCUACAGCUGGAGAUCCAGAAGCAGCGCGAGAAAACCUAUAAAGAACUGACCGAAAGGGUCCUGCUUGAGAAGGUGCUUGAGGAAAACCAAAAGAUCCUUGCGCGUGAGAAGAACCUGAAGGAGGAGUAUAUCAAAAGAGAAAAGGAAAUAAGAGCCGAUAUUGAAAUGCUGAGGAACUACAGACACAAUGAGAUACUCAAAGAAGAGCUUCAACUGGAGAUUCAGAAACUGACAGAGCUUUUGGAACAAGAGAGAGACAAUUACCUGAAGGAAAAUACUCACCGACUACAGCUGGAGAGGGACUUUGAGAAGAUCCAAGAGGAGCUCCGGGGCCAGAAGAACCUCAACCAGGAGUUCAUCCUCAAAGAGAACGAAACCAGGACAGAGCUGGAGAACUUGAGGAAGAACAGUAGCACACAAGCGCAGAGAAUGGCCUUCAGGGUGAGAGAGACCAACGUAGAGGACCAGAAACUUCUACUGAAGGAGAUGGAGGUGUUAGCACCUGCGUACUUGGACAGAGACAAGUUCUUAAUGGAGCAGAAGGCUCUGAGAGAAAACUAUGCCUGUCUGAAGGAGGAGCUGGAGACAAUGACAGCGUCGUAUCAUGAGGUCACUUGUAAGUGUGAGGAGAUGGAGAAACGGGCUAAAGCCUUAGAGCAGAGGCUCAAGAUGGAGGUCAAGAUGAAUGAAGAGAAUGUGAAAAACGACCUUGCUCUGAUCAAGACCAUACGUGCUGAUCAGGAGUCUUUCUGGCGGAAGAUGGAGGAAGAGAUGGAGGCUGUCCAUGUGGAGGCUGCCAUGAGGGAAGAGUCCCUACGUGAGGAGGUGGAGGAACUCAAAGCUCAGCUCCAGGAAAAAGAAGAGAUGCAGGAACCACCAAUCACUCACUUUGAGGUGAACUUUCAUGUAGAGUUCCUUCCACGCACCCCAGAGAUCCUGGAGGAAGAUGUGGAGUGCAAGCCACAGUUGGUUAAAGUCCAGAUGACCAAAAAGAACAAUUACCCCUCACUGAAGAGCGAGGAAAAGAACAUCUCUCCAGAUCCAGAUGACCCUUUGGCUCAUCUUCCUGUUGCAACGCUUACAUCCAACGACAUGCAGAUGAGAGAGGAACUACAGCACGUGAAUCAGAACCUCAGAAUGGAUCAUGAAGGGAUGUCAGAUGAGCUCUUGACUGGUCCAAAAGAGUCCAUACGUGGUGAAGCAAACCAACCCAAGUCAGAAGAGCAAGAGUCAGAGGAGGAACUUGCUGUCCAACAGGUCCCUUCCUCCUGGGAUGUGGUGGAAGAACGCAUAGUUGGACAACAGAAACAACCUGGAGAACUCCAGGAGAAUGUUGAAGAAGCCACAUGUGGUCAGGACAAUUUGAGGUUGAGAGAGGACUCAGAGGAGAAAAUGGCUCAACAACUGAGUCUGGACUCUGAAGAACUAGACUUUGUGAUUUUAGAAGAUAACAUAGCAGAUGAAGAAGUCCUUCUCUUGGAAGAGAGUUCGACAGUUCAGCUGCAAGAGCCUGAGAUUUAUGCAGGUCAACAGGCUGAAGAUGUCUUGCGGUUGGACAUAGUGGAAGUCCAAGGGGAGAAUCCGGUGUCAGGAAAGGUGUCAGAAGAGACAGUGGCUGCUCAAGGAGACAACUCUUUAAGAGAGGAGGUGGAACUGAAUCAUCAACCUGAAGAGUCUGCGGAGGUUAAGCAGGAGAGUUCAGGAGGGGAUGUCUCGACUCAUCACUUUCUUUUAUUAGCGAUAGAAGCAAACGAAGACUCUAAACACAUCCCAGAGAAGACAGUUUCAUGUCCAGAUAAUCAGACAAAUUUGGACUUGGACAAACAACAAAAACAAGCAGUCACAGAGUUUCAGCAGGAGAUUCUAGAAGAACAAGUGACUUCUCCGAAAAAUGUUCCUGUGAGUGUGCCGAAGGAGCCAGAAGUACAGGCACAUGAGCAGGAGCAGCAAGAACCAGAGCUGGAGACUGGAGAAGGGGUGUGGACUGACCAAAAAGACCUCCAGUUGAGCAAUGAAGCACCAGUCGUGAAAGCAUCUGAGGAACAUUUGAUUCUCCAGAAUCUGGUUUCAAAGGAGGAACUUCCAAGUCAUGAAAACAUACUCCUGAGGUUGGACAUUGAGGAACCUGGGGUUCAAAAAGACACGCAGAAGUCUGAGCUCUCAGGGGAGCCAACAACCCAUCCAGAAGAUGCAUCCCUGAGGCAUGAGCCUGUAGAACACUCUGUCAACAACAUCUCACUAAUAACAUCACAUUGUGAAGCGCAAAAUCGCCAACAAUAUCAAAAGACAAAUGAACUCAAGCACAAGAUUCCGGAGGAGAUCCUGUCUGACCUGGAUGAUCUUCUCUUGAGGGAGAAUGUCGAUGACCUGAAGGACCAAGACGAGCAGGAGGAACUUCUUUAUAAGAGUUUAGAUGAGAAAGAGCACAAUCAGACAGUUCUUUCUUUGGAAGAGGAAAAGUUGGUUGUCUAUCUUCAGAUGCAAGAUAUUGGCGCACCUCAGACAAUCGAUUCAGAGAGAGCAGAGGCUGGACAAGGUGAUGUCAGAGAGGAGGUGGAACAUCAGCUGGUUGAGCCGCAGAAGUACCAUACCAAUGACUUAUGUGACAAACCUUCAGACAAGGUGGUGAUUGAUGAAGAAAUUAUAGUGAAGGAAGCCAAGGACCAGAUGAGUUUACCUCUGGACGGUCACCUGGAGAGGGUGCAGAUCUCAGAAGAGAUGCUACCUGAGCAAGCGGAUAUUAUGUUCACUGAGAAUGUGAAGGUUCCACCCCACUCUGACAUACCUGAGGAACAUCAACAAAGUCUGGUGCAGAUGUUUGGAGAUCGAGAACAACCAAACCUGAAAAUCCAACCAGGGUCAGAGGAACUUCUGGAGGCAAUGCUCCCUGACGAGGAUUCAGUGGUCUGCUCAGACGAUCUCAGCAUUCAGAGCAUUCAGACAGGAAGCGCUGAUUCAAAUCCUCAACCCCAGAAGCCUCAAACCUUCUUGAAGAAAGCUCACCAGUACUUGAAACUAAAGACACCUGGAAAAAACAGCAAACUGAAGAACAUCUCAACAGAAUAUGCAUCCUCGCCUUCGGCGUCACCUCAGCGCUCUCUCAGUGAAAGCAAAAAACUUCUUCGGGGAGAAGUCAAGAUUCCCGGAGACAUGAACCCUGAGCUGAGCAGUGCUCAGGCCGAUAAGACAGAAGCUGCGGAGGAAGACCUCUCCAAUGACGAAACCUCCGUGCAAGAGGCAGAGGAACUGAUGGGAGAACUUCAGGAUACUGAGCCUCAGCGGGAAAUGCCGACAUCCAAGAAGGUUUGGAAGAAAACCUGCCAGUUCCUGAAUCUGAAGACUCUGGGGAAGAAGAGACGUUCUGCAGAUCGUUCCCCAACCCGUUCCUGCGCUCUGACCAACAACUCCUCAUCCACUGAAAAUAUCACAAGGGAGAAGGAGAACAGAAGAAACCUGGACGCGGAGCAAGAGCCUGCAGAGUGUCAGCUGGACAAUGUGACAGCUGAAGAAGCUGCUCAGGAUCCAGAGUGUGACCAAUUCAAGCAGACUGCGGAAGCCUGCUGUUUCUCUGAUCCACAUGCUCAGAUGUUCUUGGAGAAGGAUCUCCAUCAGCUGGAAAUGACCCAGCAGAAAAGCUGCCCCCUACCCGCCUCCAUGUCCCUUGACAACCAAAAGACAUACGAAAUAGAGGUGAAGAUCAACAAAGAGGAUGUUCAACCUGACCUGAGGCUAAGUUGUGAGCUGGAGGAGGAAGGUCAAGAUGGCUGGUCUGGAGGUGUGGAGGGGGAGCGGGUGAUCGAUCCUGUGCAGGAGGACUCAGAGGAGCUGCAGAACCUGUCGAUACAGCUCAAUUUCCCCGAUCCUCAUGAUCAAGAACUUUUAGAUGAAUUUGCCAAGAAUCGGCAGAAGGUCCUGAAUCUCCAGAUGGUUUGCAAAGGUCCUUUGAACAUCCUGCACACCAAGGCGUUCAUCUCCCUGUGUCAGUCACCGUGUGCCCCCUCACUCGCUCCCUCCCCAAACAUGUGACUUGCUGCAGUCCUGGUUCACAAAAAAGAUAAGGAACGAUGUCAAGUUCAAAUGCACUCAUAUGAUGUUAGAAAAUUUCCUGCUGUGUCACAGAAGAAUGUGGGGACAUUCUUCUGUGACACAGCAGGAAAUUUUCUUUGAGGUCCUCUCCUCGCUUCUCUGCUUAAAAAAGACACUGAAGAACAGCCAUUACCCACUUUUGUCUGGAUGCUGCCCCCUCGGCGCUUGCCCUGAUUCUCAUUCCUCUGGUGUGGCUGUCAGACGGUUUAGCUGGUUCCAUCAUCAGGUGGCGGUCUGAGGUUCGCAGCGCAGAUAGUUGGAUCAGUUCAGGAGCACAUGAAGAAGUUUUUCUCAAUCAUCUGACCGGUCAGGUGACAAGAUUGACAGCAGCAAAUGUAACUCACAACAGAUGCUUCGUUGAUGUUGAAAGUUCUACCAUCAGUGGAACUCAUCCUGACUCUCCCGCAAACAUGAGAGGAGCUUCAACAAUGACUGUGUUGCCAGUAGAUGUCCAGCAGGUGUCAUCUUGAGGUAAACAAUAAUAAAGCAGU
Molecule: messenger RNA, 4976 nt
Organism: Synchiropus splendidus (mandarinfish)
Lineage: Eukaryota; Metazoa; Chordata; Actinopteri; Syngnathiformes; Callionymidae
Product: trichohyalin-like
Exons: 2
Coding region: 130-4425 (1431 amino acids)
Source: RefSeq, a predicted model, not a curated record